This is a messenger RNA of Chaetomium strumarium, 1507 nucleotides long. RefSeq lists its product as uncharacterized. The transcript has 3 exons. Bases 123 to 1337 code for a protein of 404 amino acids. NCBI's taxonomy places the organism in Eukaryota, Fungi, Ascomycota, Sordariomycetes, Sordariales, Chaetomiaceae. The record is from RefSeq and is a predicted model, not a curated record.
GGUCGCGAUAAGGGCCGUCUAGUAUAUACUAACCAUGGGGUUUAUGACUUGCUCGCCUCGAGAAGUAGACGAAGACAGUGGAAAUGCGAACGAAUUGACUUCCAUUGCUCCUUAUUCUUGACAUGGCAUUCUUAUUAUAUGCAGUUGUACUGAUGGUAUCAGUUCUUUUGGCGACCUAUGCCCGUUCACGUCUAGAAUUGUGGCCUCGACUCCGCGACAAGGUUCAACUUCGUCCAGGAACCUCCUCAAAGUCAAAGGAUGGGGCCGGAAAGCCGGAUGACAAUCAUGAAACCAACAGGUCAUCCCAGUCAGCAUGGACAAUCGAGCCUCUCUCGGAUUUUGACUGGAACGCGACGGCACCACUGAAGCUGAGACCUUUCAAACCGACAUACAACAUCACGAUGGCGAUCCAAAGCAGCACCCCCUCCGAGCUCGUCCUCAUGGACAGCAACUACCUCUCCCGCGUCACGGCACGCCGCCGGCUCCUAGCAGAGCACGCCUCUGCCGUCCACGGCGCCAUCCCCGCGGGCCACGCACCCAUCCGAGAACUCUACUCAUACCUCCUCGGCACCUACCUGCCCACCCGCUAUCCGACCAUGUUUGAGCUGAUCCGGAACCCCGAUUCCCAGACGACGGCAACAGAAACAAAUUACUACUUCCGCAACAAAGUCACAGGCAUCGACUCCCCCCUGCACCCUGCGCCCUCCGACCCGCUCGAGAUGCUGCGUAUUCUGGGCGAGACGGUGGAAGACGACAUGUUUCUGCUCCUGCGCGAUCCCGCCGGGGAUGGAAACGGGAACGGGAACAGGAACAGGAACGGGAACGGCGGGGAGCACAGGGCCGUCGCGUUCGUCUGCUGCCAUCCGUCCGGGUUUGCGCCGGCCGGAAAGCUGGGCAAGAGGCUGGCCGAGAUCCAUGUCCCCGUGCCGGCGUACGAGAAGAUCGGGGCGAGCAUGGAGAGGUACUUCGCGCGCUUGGAGGCGGGGAGGGCGGUGAAGAGGAUGAAUUGGUCGAUACAAACACAUCCGAAUCUGUAUGCGCCGAGCGGGAACCAUGUUCAUGUUGGUGAUGAGGUCGAGGAAGCGAAGACGGCCGAUGUUGAGGAGUCGAGGUUCAGGGUUGAACUGCAGACGUUGACGCGGCUGCCCGACACACAAGCAAUUCUGUUCAGCUUCAAGACGUAUCUGUAUUCGCUCGAGGACAUCAAAGCGGAAGGGCUCGGGCCACAUCUUGCCGAGGCAAUCGAUGGAUUGAAGGCUGGAAACGCCCCGGGUAUGUGGGUAUAUAAAGGAGGUGUGAGAUGGGGUAGGGCUAUGUGUGAGUAUCUGCGGGCGUAGACUUAGCGAAGUUCAAGGGUGAUAUGCUGCUGAAUCUAUAUAGAUCUGAAUUUCGAGUUCGAAUACAAUCCAUUAUCCAUCUCCCAUGGGCCGUAGCUUCUCGUGCCAGCUCGAACCCCCGGAUGAGCGCCGAGAGUUAAAGAUUGGCCGCGCGUCCCUUGGGUUAUUUA